Funneliformis mosseae is the source of this 251-nucleotide messenger RNA. The record is from the annotation of a GenBank genome assembly. Lineage: Eukaryota; Fungi; Glomeromycota; Glomeromycetes; Glomerales; Glomeraceae.
UAUUACAGAUAGUCAAGGAGUUUAUAAAACUAAGUGAGAAGAUUUUUGAAAUUUUAGAAAAACAAGAGAUUAAUGACCGUAACUUUCUUAAGAUAGUUAAAGAAAAACUUGAAAAAUGGAGCAUACCUAAUGGUCUUGUAACUAAGUUUGUGGACUUUGCUAAGGAACUUGAACCUGUGAAAAUUGAUGAUGAUGAUGAGGAGUUAAACAUCUCUGAGGGUAUUUCAGAAUAUGAUAUGAAGCUUCGCUGA